CAUGCAGAUAAUGGCGGAAAUUCAUUUGGAUUCAGGGCGUUGAAACUCUUGCUUGAAGUAACCUUUUGCGCAUUCAUUAUAUUUGUAGAAUAAAACCAAAUUUAUUUUCUUCAUUUCGACAUUCAGACGGGUUGAAGAUUCGAUAAAGAAUAUUAUUUGACAUUGCAACCGAAUAAGCUGAAAUUUAGCCAGUUGUUGGUGGAAAAAGGAAACAUGACUGAAAUUACUAUUAUAGUUGUGGUGGUUUUAACUGCAAUAGCUUUUACUUCGGGUCAAGUACAGAAACAUGGACAGAAUAUACCCACUUUUAUGACAAGAUUCGAUACCAGAAGUGUGAAAGAAAGACUGAGCGUACAGCCUCCGCCAAUGCCCGGAUUUAAUCUAAAGGCGUACCUUGGUCAGUGGUUUUAUCAAUUUCAUAAAGCCCCAUGCAACUGGGCUAUUGCAGAGGAAUUUACGGAUUAUUCCCAAAUAUUCGUUCCAGUGGGUAAUAUAUUUAUGAACUAUGAAUCAAUGAGGAAUCGUGAUCUUUGCAACACAAUGAAUUCAGUGUUUUCUGUGACGGGCCCUGGACAGUUUUCCGGGAAAGAUCUUAUUGGUGAUAAUUGGUCUGGCAAAAUUAAGAUAGUAGCAACGGACUAUAACGGAUUUGCAAUAAAUUGGGGAUGCACUAGAUGGUCGACGUUUGAUCAAACAUGUGCUGAUCCAUGGCUGUAUGUCAAAACACGCCAAGUGAAGUUGUCCAAGGGUGUUUUAGGUAGAAUAGAAUCUGCGCUUCAAAACAUAUUUGGAAUUUCACUCAACGAGCUAUCAAGAAUACCUCAUGGAAGACCAUGUCCAAAAGGCAAAGGACAGUUAUAGGUAAAAGUAGUUCCCGACCAUAGCAAAAAGAAGAAGUGCAAGAACAUUAUACCAUCGAUUAUAAACACUGAUAACUUAAACGAUAUGUCAUACCGUAUUUUCAUUCUUUAUAAAGUGUUAAGCUCACAAAUUAUAUAAGAAAUAAGAGUAAAUAAUUACUUGCAAAUAGUUGCU
Molecule: messenger RNA, 1035 nt
Organism: Ruditapes philippinarum (Manila clam)
Lineage: Eukaryota; Metazoa; Mollusca; Bivalvia; Venerida; Veneridae
Exons: 6
Coding region: 214-861 (215 amino acids)
Source: RefSeq, a predicted model, not a curated record